Galeopterus variegatus (Sunda flying lemur) is the source of this 1064-nucleotide messenger RNA. Its product is annotated as dnaJ homolog subfamily C member 1. The transcript is spliced from 10 exons. The coding region runs from base 370 to 1044 and encodes 224 amino acids. Lineage: Eukaryota; Metazoa; Chordata; Mammalia; Dermoptera; Cynocephalidae. Gene Ontology annotation, cellular component: endomembrane system. The record is from RefSeq and is a predicted model, not a curated record.
CCGUCCCCGCCGCCGCCACCGUGGCUGUGGCUGCUGCUGCUGGCGGCCGUGGGGCCGGCGCGCGGCUGGGAGAGCGGAGACCUGGAGUUGUUUGACUUGGUGGAGGAGGUGCAGCUCAACUUCUACCAGUUCCUCGGGGUGCAGCAGGAUGCUUCAUCUGCAGACAUCAGAAAAGCAUAUCGUAAGCUUUCACUAACUUUACAUCCAGACAAGAAUAAAGAUGAAAAUGCAGAAACUCAGUUUAGACAAUUGGUGGCCAUUUAUGAAGUUUUAAAGGAUGGUGAACGAAGGCAGAGGUAUGAUGAUAUUCUGAUCAAUGGACUUCCAGAUUGGCGACAGCCUGUAUUCUACUACAGGCGGGUGAGAAAAAUGAGCAAUGCUGAGCUGGCAUUACUCUUGUUCAUUAUUCUCACAGUGGGUCAUUAUGCUGUGGUUUGGUCAAUCUACCUGGAAAAACAGCUGGAUGAACUGCUUAGUAGAAAAAAGAGAGAAAAGAAAAAAAAGACAGGAGGCAAGAGUGUGGAUGUAUCAAAACUUGGUCCUUCAGAAAAAAAUGAAAGAUUGCUGAUGAAACCACAAUGGCAUGAUUUGCUUCCAUGCAAGCUGGGAAUUUGGUUUUGCCUUACACUAAAAGCAUUGCCUCAUCUAAUCCAGGAUGCUGGGCAGUUUUAUGCUAAAUAUAAAGAAACAAGAUUGAAGGAAAAGGAAGAUGCAUUGACUAGAACUGAACUUGAAACCCUUCAAAAACAGAAGAAAAUUAAAGUUAAAAAACCAAAACCUGAAUUUCCCACAUACGUGCCUUUAGAAAGUACAUAUAUUCAGUCUUAUGAUCAUGGAACUUCUAUAGAAGAAAUUGAGGAACAGAUGGAUGCUUGGCUGGAAAACAGGAGCAGAACACAGAAAAAACAGGCACCUGAAUGGACAGAAGACGACCUCAGCCAGCUGACAAGAAGUAUGGUUAAGUUCCCAGGAGGGACCCCAGGUCGAUGGGAAAAGAUUGCCCAUGAAUUGGGUCGAUCUGUGACAGAUAUAGCGAGGAGAUAGAGAAGAUUUUAUAUGUUGCU